This is a messenger RNA of Auanema sp. JU1783, 807 nucleotides long. The record is from the annotation of a GenBank genome assembly. NCBI's taxonomy places the organism in Eukaryota, Metazoa, Nematoda, Chromadorea, Rhabditida, Rhabditidae.
AUGCCUAUGUUAUCGCGACAGAGUGAAUCUAAGCAAAAAUGGCGAGGAGCCGAACUGAAUAUCUCAGAAGAUUAUUCCAGAAGCUUGAGCUCCUAUUCCAGUAGUUCCGAGCCUCAGACCCCAUCGCCACUGGAUGGCAGUUUUAAUGGGCUUUUACUUUUCGAUACAAUGGACUUCAAAAAUCUUAGGAACUCUUUCAAUCUCUAUGACUGCAGAGAAGUCGAAGAUCAUACUGUUAAGCAGAAAAGAUUACCACCCAGAAAAUUCAAGAAAAGUAAUAGAAAAGUCAAUAAUUUAUAUAUGAUGAAGUCUCAAGAAGCUACGCUCUUCAAUUCACCUCCCAAAUCUAUUCUAGUACGUCCAGAAGAGAAUUUCACAGUUAUCGCGAACACAGAUUUGGAACGUCCUCAGCCGGUUCAAAAGCAAAGAGAAAGGGCUGCGUCCGUUACAACUCCUCCUUCGAAUAGAUUGAACAUUGGUCGAAUUAGAUCGAAUACGAUUUGUGCUAAUAAGACUCUACGAACUGAGGAUAACCGGAGAGAUCGUCUCUACAGUACCGAAUCGGAGAGUAAUGAUUGCGCUUACUGCAAAAGUAUAGGAAGAGAACAUUAUGGACACACGAAACAGAAAUGCCCUCGUAUUGGACUUCUAGAGCCAUGUAAGCUCUGUGGAGCUGAAGGAUAUGAUAAUCACACCGUCACCCACUGCCCGAGCUCUUCGAAGGUUUAUUUGGAGCUGGAUCCUUCAUUCUCGGAGAGACUCAUGAGAGCACAACGAGCCAGAGGUGCUGUAUGCGAAGUACAAUAA